Messenger RNA from Pisolithus orientalis, 929 nucleotides. RefSeq lists its product as uncharacterized. The annotation marks the transcript as partial. The transcript has 2 exons. NCBI's taxonomy places the organism in Eukaryota, Fungi, Basidiomycota, Agaricomycetes, Boletales, Pisolithaceae. The record is from RefSeq and is a predicted model, not a curated record.
AUGGCUACAAGACUACUUCGGAAGGGAUUUCGCUCGGAGCAAGCACGAACGAGCGCAGAAGACUACUACAGACCACAGAACAGUCAGGGACCUAGUUCGGACAAGUGGCAAUGGCCUACGAAGUGUUUUCCAGUUACUUCUACACAUGACUCGCUGACGACUGAUAUGCAGGGGUCUGUGGAAUUACUAGAGUACAUGGAGUGUGAGCAAGUGCCGAUGAUGGUGUCGAUGAGUCAUGCACAGCCACAGAGUCCAUCCGAGAAGACAAGGAGCAAAGGCCCAAGCCCAGGCAACCUCGACGAGAUGGCAGAAAUGCCAGGUUUUGAGACAAAGGAGUUUUCCUUGAGUACGAACGAACGAUUGACUAUGGAAUUACAAGAAGCAGCAAAGCUCGAACAGGUCAAACCAGUAGUAGUGGAAGAACCACUCAUGACGAAGUUGCCAUUCGAAUUUGAGACGAGUGAUGGUGCUCGAAGGAGUUUUUCAUUUUGUUCUCACCGAAAUUCUCAACUAGCUGCUGAUACUUUUGAAUUAAGAUACCGAAGUCUUAAAGAAGACACCAUCGAAGCUCCCUCGGUCAGCAAAGAGGUGCAACAGUUGGUGGACGAGUUACUUGUAUCGAAGAUUCCACUCGAAUUUGAAGCAGAAAGGUUCGAAGAACAGACGAAGCCCACAAGAGUCAAGGUCGAAGAGCUCGAAAUGCUCGCAGGCAGUCCGGAGGCGAAAAGGUUGGCAGACGAAGAGGUUGUUGACUCACACGGAAUGUUGCAAUGCACGAAUCGUACCAAGUCGAAGGUUAUUGCAAGAAGGAAGCCGCCGGAAGAAAUUCUGCAAGUCGAAAUGUUGAAGCACGCGGCGAGGGUGGACGACCUCGCACUUGAAAUGUUCUGCGGCCGUGCGGUGUCGGCAAUAUAUAUUUUAUUCAGGAG